UUUCUCCUUUUACCAUGUGAGUCAGUGAAUUAACUUAAUUGUCAGGCCUGGCUCUGCAAGUGCCUCUCUGCCUACUGAGCUGUCUUACCUGACACACACACACACCCCUUCUGCUGGGUUUUACAGCUUGGACUGAGGGGAGACAGAACUUCCGUUCUAUAGGAUCAGGCCCAGAUAUCUGUGCUACUUGUGUGUUGGGAGUCUUCACCAAGAUUUGGUUCUUGGAAACUUGCUUGCUUUUUACCUGGAGUCAGGCAAGUAGGCUCUGCUUGGGAAUCCAAAGGGCAUUCGGCAGGAAGGCCAACAAGAGGAUUUUGCACGCCAGAAUUAAAGAUGGUGUGUCUCCUUCCAGGUGCGUGCAGGGGGGUCAGCAUGAGGUUGAAAAAGCAGGUGACAGUGUGUGGGGCCGCCAUCUUCUGUGUGGCAGCCUUCUCACUCUACCUCAUGCUGGACCGAGUGCAGCAUGACCCAGCCCGACACCAGAGUGGCAGCAACUUCCCCAGGAGCCAAAUUUCUGUGCUCCAGAACCGGAUCGAACAGUUGGAACAAUUGUUAGAGGAGAACCAUGAGAUCAUCAGCCAUAUCAAGGACUCUGUGCUGGAGCUGACAGCCAACGUGGAGGGCCCCCCAGCCCUGCUGCCCUACCACACGGCCAACGGCUCCUGGGCUGUGCUCCCAGAGCCUCGGCCCAGCUUCUUCUCAGUCUCCCCCCAGGACUGCCAGUUUGCUUUGGGGGGCCGGGCUCAGAAGCCAGAGCUGCAGAUGUUGACUGUGUCCGAGGAUUUGCCAUUUGACAAUGUGGACGGUGGCGUGUGGAGGCAAGGCUUUGACAUCUCCUACAGCCCCAGUGACUGGGAUACUGAAGACCUGCAGGUGUUUGUGGUGCCCCACUCACACAACGACCCAGGCUGGAUCAAGACUUUUGACAAGUACUAUACAGAACAAACCCAACACAUCCUCAACAGCAUGGUGUCCAAGCUGCAGGAAGAUCCCCGACGGCGCUUUCUCUGGGCAGAGGUCUCCUUCUUCGCCAAGUGGUGGGAUAACAUCAGUGCCCAAAAAAGGGCAGCAGUUCGAAGGCUGGUGGGAAAUGGGCAGCUGGAGAUUGCAACGGGCGGCUGGGUGAUGCCAGAUGAGGCCAACUCCCAUUACUUUGCCUUGGUUGACCAGCUCAUCGAGGGACACCAGUGGCUGGAGAGAAACCUCGGUGCAACCCCUCGCUCGGGCUGGGCAGUGGACCCCUUUGGACACAGUUCCACCAUGCCUUACCUGCUGCGCCGUGCCAACCUGACCAGCAUGCUGAUUCAGAGGGUGCAUUAUGCCAUCAAGAAGCACUUUGCUGCCACUCACAGCCUGGAGUUCAUGUGGAGGCAGACAUGGGAUCCAGAGUCCAGCACAGACAUCUUUUGCCACAUGAUGCCCUUCUACAGCUACGACGUCCCCCAUACCUGCGGCCCGGACCCCAAGAUCUGCUGCCAGUUUGACUUCAAACGUCUGCCUGGUGGGCGAAUCAAUUGCCCUUGGAAGGUGCCGCCCCGCCCUAUUACCGAGGCCAACGUGGCAGAGAGGGCAGCCCUGCUCCUCGACCAGUACCGAAAGAAGUCCCGUCUGUUCCGGAGCAACGUCCUCCUUGUACCACUGGGCGAUGACUUCCGAUACGACAAGCCCCAGGAGUGGGAUGCCCAGUUUUUCAACUACCAACGGCUCUUUGACUUCCUCAAUAGCAAGCCCGAGCUCCAUGUACAGGCGCAGUUCGGGACCCUCUCUGAGUAUUUUGAUGCCCUGUAUAAGAGGACAGGAGUGGAGCCUGGGGCCCGGCCUCCAGAGUUUCCUGUGCUGACUGGGGAUUUCUUCUCCUAUGCUGACCGGGAGGACCACUACUGGACAGGCUAUUACACUUCCCGGCCUUUCUACAAGAGCUUAGACCGGGUCCUAGAAGCCCACCUGCGUGGGGCAGAGGUUCUAUUCAGCUUGGCUGUAGCUCACGCCCGCCGGUCUGGACCAGCUGGCCAGUACCCACUGUCUGAUUUUGCUCUUCUGACGGAAGCUCGGCGCACUCUGGGGCUCUUCCAGCACCAUGAUGCCAUCACCGGGACAGCCAAGGAGGCGGUAGUGGUAGACUAUGGGGUCAGGCUGCUGCGCUCCCUGGUCAGCUUAAAGCAGGUCAUCAUCAAUGCUGCUCACUAUCUGGUGCUGAGGGACAAGGAGACCUACCACUCUGACCCUGCGGCCCCCUUCCUCCAAAUGGAUGACAGCCGUUUAAGUCACGAUGCCCUGCCAGAGCGCACAGUGAUCCAGCUGGAUUCCUCACCCAGGUUUGUGGUGCUAUUCAACCCACUGGAACAGGAACGGCUCAGUGUGGUGUCCCUGCUGGUCAACUCGCCACGGAUUCGAGUCCUUUCAGAGGAGGGUCAGCCCCUGUCUGUGCAGAUCAGUUUGCACUGGAGCUCGGCCACUACCAUAGUCCCCAAUGUCUACCAGGUGUCCGUGCCCAUCCGCCUGCCAGCCCUGGGCCUGGGUGUGCUUCAGCUGCAGCCAGACCUGGAUGGGCCCUACACACUGCCAUCCUCCGUUCGUGUCUACCUGAACGGCGUGAAGCUGUCCAUCAGCAGACAAACACCAUUCCCUCUCCGUGUCAUGGACUCCAACCCCAGUGACUUCGCCAUCAGCAAUCGCUACAUGCAGGUCUGGUUCUCCGGCCUUACUGGGCUCCUCAAGAGCAUCCGAAGGGUGGAUGAGGAGCAGGAACAGCAGAUGGACAUGAGGGUUCUCAUCUAUGGUACCCGCACAUCCAAAGAUAAGAGCGGUGCCUACCUCUUCCUGCCUGAUGGCGAGGCUAAGCCCUACAUCCCCAAGCAACCUCCUGUGCUGCAUGUCACCGAAGGCCCUUUCUUCUCAGAGGUGGCUGCAUAUUAUGAGCACUUUCACCAAGUGGUUCGGCUUUAUAACCUGCCAGGGGUAGAGGGGCUGUCUCUGGACAUGUCAUUCCUGGUGGACAUCAGGGACCAUGUGAACAAAGAGCUGGCCCUGCGCAUCCACACGGACAUUGACAGCCACGGUACUUUCUUCACAGACCUCAAUGGCUUUCAGGUACAGCCCCGGCAGUAUCUAAAGAAGUUGCCCCUGCAGGCUAAUUUUUACCCCAUGCCAGUCAUGGCCUACAUCCAGGAUGCACAGAGGCGCCUCACACUACACACUGCACAGGCCCUUGGCGUCUCCAGCCUGGGUGAUGGUCAGCUGGAGGUGAUCCUGGACCGAAGGCUGAUGCAGGAUGACAACCGGGGUCUAGGCCAAGGCCUCAAAGACAACAAGGUCACCUGCAACCACUUCCGCCUCCUGCUAGAACGGCGAACCACGAGCCAUGAGCCUGGCUUAUUCUCCAAACUGGCAGCCAUGUUUAGGGGCUUGGUCUUUUCCAGAAACUCGAUCAGGAGCCCAAAGGUAAGGGCCCAACAUGAGCGCACUACCAGCUAUCCGUCCCUGCUCAGCCACCUGACUUCCAUGUACCUCAACACGCCUCCACUCGUCCUGCCCGUGGCCAAGAGGCAGGCCACCAGCCCUGCACUGCGUUCCUUCCACCCUCUGGCCUCUCCCCUGCCCUGUGACUUCCAUCUGCUCAAUCUGCGCACGCUCCCAGCUGAGGAGGACAACUCACCCUCAGCCGAUGCUGCUCUCAUCUUACACCGCAAGGGUUUUGACUGUGGCCUGGAGGCCAAGAACCUGGCCUUCAACUGUACCACAAGCCAAGGCAAGCUCGCCCUGGGGAGCCUCUUCCAUGGCCUGGAUGUGGCAUUCUUGCAGCCAACCUCUUUGACUUUGCUGUACCCUCUGGCCUCACCUUCCAACAGCACUGACAUCUCUCUGGAGCCCAUGGAGAUCAGCACCUUUCGCCUGCGCCUGGGUUAGGGUAGGCCUCCUUGUGGCAUGAAGAAAAACUUCCCCCACAGAGACCGCCUCCUAACACCAAGAUUGGGUUGGACAAGCCACACACACCCCGUUCUGCCUCACAGCUGUGACAGACUGAGCUCUGCCCUUACAUUAUCUAUUGCUGCUUCUCUGUUUGGGACAACCCGCACGCCAGUGGUGGGCAGGUGCCCGUGAGACA
Messenger RNA from Acomys russatus (golden spiny mouse), 4105 nucleotides. RefSeq names its product mannosidase alpha class 2A member 2 (gene Man2a2). NCBI's taxonomy places the organism in Eukaryota, Metazoa, Chordata, Mammalia, Rodentia, Muridae. Gene Ontology annotation, molecular function: alpha-mannosidase activity; carbohydrate binding. Gene Ontology annotation, biological process: protein deglycosylation; mannose metabolic process; N-glycan processing. Gene Ontology annotation, cellular component: Golgi membrane. The transcript has 23 exons. The record is from RefSeq and is a predicted model, not a curated record. The coding region runs from base 334 to 3906 and encodes 1190 amino acids.